Sturnus vulgaris (Common starling) is the source of this 2052-nucleotide messenger RNA. NCBI's taxonomy places the organism in Eukaryota, Metazoa, Chordata, Aves, Passeriformes, Sturnidae. The record is from RefSeq and is a predicted model, not a curated record.
AUGGAGGAAGGGGAGCAGCAGCGCGCAGGGAGCGGCUGGGCCGAGUGGGGGCCCGGCCCGGGGGGAUCCCCGCCGUGGGUCCCCCCACCGCCGCCCGACGGGGACGAGGAGCCCAAGCGGGGCCGGGGCGCGGACUGGGGGGGUCCGGAGCCCCCCGGCGACUCGGGGCCUCCCCGACCGGCGGCCGCCCCCCCUAAAGCGGCGGGGGACGAGAAGGCCGCGAGCGCUCCUCGCCCACCCCGGGCCGGGGGCGAGCCGCGGGGUAAAGGCGCGGGGGGACCCGGUAAAGGGCCCGGGGGGCGACCCCCGGGAGAGGAGCGGAGCCCCCGCAAACCCCCCGAGGAACGCGGGGCCCGCGGCGGGGAGCGGCCCGGCGCGGAGGACAAGGCCCGGCGGCCUCUCGGGGGUCCCCGCGGCGGGGCCGGCCCGGAGCAGCGCGGGGAAUGGGGGUCGUCGUGGCCUCAAGGAGAAGCGGAGCCCCCCGAGGACUUUUUGCCCCCUCCCGAAUGCCCGGUGUUCGAGCCCAGCUGGGCCGAGUUCAGCGACCCCUUGGGUUACAUCGCCAAGAUCCGCCCGAUCGCCGAGAAAAGCGGCAUCUGCAAGAUCCGACCCCCGGCCGUGGUGAUGGAGGAGGGUGGCUACGAGGCCAUCUGCAAGGAUCGCCGCUGGGCGCGGGUUGCCCAGCGCCUGUCGUACCCGUCGGGGAAGAACAUCGGCUCCCUGCUGCGGGCUCACUACGAGCGCAUCAUUUACCCCUACGAGAUGUACCAGUCCGGGGCCAACCUCGUGCAGUGCCACACGAGGCCCUUUGAGAGCGAGGAGAAGGAUCGCGAGUACAAACCCCACAGCAUCCCCCUGCGGCAGUCGGUGCAGCCCUCCAAGUUCAACAGCUACGGCCGGCGGGCCAAGCGCCUGCAGCAGGAGCCCGAGCCCACCGAGGAGGACAUUGAGAAGAACCCCGAGCUGAAGAAGCUGCAGAUCUAUGGGGCUGGGCCCAAAAUGUUGGGACUGGGGCUGGUGGCCAAGGAUAAAACUCUGAGGAAAAAAGACAAGGAGGGUCCCGAGUGCCCCCCCACGGUGGUGGUGAAGGAGGAGCCUCCGGGGGAGCCCCGGGGGGGGUCCCCGAUGUCGCCGGGGGGGGCUCGGGACGAGCUGCGCCACAGCCCCGAGCCCUGCACCAAAAUGAGCAUGAGGCUGCGCCGGAGCCACAGCAGCAGCCAGUUCGUGAUGUGUGACGGCUGCGAUGACAAUUACCACAUCUUCUGCCUGCUGCCCCCCCUGCCCGAGAUCCCCAAGGGCAUCUGGCGCUGCCCCAAAUGCGUCAUGGCGGUGAGGGGCACAUGGGGACACCCCCGGGCCCCUGAAGCCCCCUGCCCGCAGAUGGUGCCCACGGAGCUGGUGGAGAAGGAGUUCUGGCGCCUGGUGAACAGCAUCGAGGAGGACGUGACCGUGGAGUACGGGGCCGACAUCCACUCCAAGGAGUUCGGCUCCGGCUUCCCCGUGCGCGACGGCAAACGGCGCCUGUCCCCCGAGGAGGAGGUGCGACAUUUGUCACUUUGUCACCUCCCUGGGGGGGGCGAACCCAAGACGUGGUACGGGGUCCCUUCAUUCGCGGCCGAGCACCUGGAGGAGGUGAUGAAAAAAUUGACGCCGGAGCUUUUCGAGAGCCAACCCGACCUCCUGCACCAGCUCGUCACCCUCAUGAACCCCAACACCCUGAUGGCCCACGGGGUCCCCGUGGUCAGGACCAACCAAUGCGCGGGCGAGUUCGUCAUCACCUUCCCCCGCGCCUACCACAGCGGCUUCAACCAGGGCUACAACUUCGCCGAGGCCGUCAACUUCUGCACGGCCGACUGGCUCCCCGCGGGCCGGCAGUGCAUCGAGCAUUACCGCCGCCUGCGCCGUUACUGCGUGUUCUCUCACGAGGAGCUCAUCUGUAAGAUGGCAGCGAGCCCCGAGAAGCUGGACCUGAACCUGGCGGCCGCCGUGCACAAGGAAAUGUUCGUGCUCGUGCAGGAGGAGCGCAAACUGCGCAAGGCCCUGCUGGAAAAG